This is a messenger RNA of Diachasmimorpha longicaudata, 3482 nucleotides long. It is a transcript of the gene Taf3, whose product is annotated as transcription initiation factor TFIID subunit 3. The transcript is spliced from 8 exons. The record is from RefSeq and is a predicted model, not a curated record. Bases 315 to 2954 code for a protein of 879 amino acids. Gene Ontology annotation, cellular component: transcription factor TFIID complex. Gene Ontology annotation, molecular function: transcription factor binding; p53 binding; protein heterodimerization activity. Gene Ontology annotation, biological process: positive regulation of transcription by RNA polymerase II. Lineage: Eukaryota; Metazoa; Arthropoda; Insecta; Hymenoptera; Braconidae.
CGUUGAAAUGUCGAGACCCAUAAACACAAACGAAUCACUCUCACCGCCAAAUUACUCAAUAAAAUUAUUGUUAACAUACAGACUGUGGCUUAGAACCGAGAAACGCUAGUUCAAUUGUUGAAAAUACUCAGUUAAAAUGUGGAAAUCAAUGGAAGCUUGUGCAGAGGGGUCACUGAUUUGUGCACAAGUCCAUUCAGCGCAUUGAAUAUUCUAGUUGUAGUUUUAGUGUGAUUAUUCUGAUAAGCAAAUGAUCUGCAUUGUUGUUCGAUGGUUUUUCAUGAGUUGAUUUGACAUUUUCGGGGAUUUAUUGCAAAAUGUCGGACUACACUCGAGGAAUAUUACGAGUUGUUGUGGCUCAGAUAUGCCAGACCAUCGGCUGGCACUCGAUAAACUCAACACCUCUGGAGUUCAUGGUUGAUCUCAUGCAGGAGUACUUCCUCAGGGUUUACAGACUAUCUCAUGGAUAUUCAGAGACAUUGGGGAGGACGGAGGUAAACCUUGACGACCUGGGUUUGGCGUUCCAGCACAUGAGUAUCGAUAUCGAGCAGCUAGCGGAGUACGUAAGGAAUGUAGACUCAAUCCCAUGUGCAGUGGUGGUCCCACAUUACCCAUUACCCCAAGAGAAUCACCUGAACUUCCUCAAGCCAGGAAGUAGAGAAGUCGUGACUCGUCCCGUCCACAUCCACGAGCACCUCCCAGCAAUGCACCCAGACGAGGAGAUGGCCUCCGAUAAAGAGCCAGAGAUCCGUCCGGACUCUCCCCUAGACAGGUCGACGAUGUCACCGGGAUCUGAAACGUCAGGGCUGACUCCAUCCCCAGAGGUGAUAUUUAAACGUCCUGGGGAGCCAGUAUCCGACAGUCCGGGGCUAGGAAAGCGUACGAGGGGAGACAGCGAGAGUCGUCCCUUACGAGAAAUUCACAGUGUCAUGAUGACCACAUCGGGCUUCCUCUCCCCCGCACGCGAGGGAAAACUCCCGGAACCGAGAACCCCAGUCCAGGCACGAGCGGAUUCUCCCCCACCCGCGACCUAUCCCAUGGUCCCCCCAGAAUUGAAGACUGAGAAGAAGGUGAAGAAAGUCGUGAAGAAAACUCUCGAGGACAAGAAGCUAGACAAGGAGAACAAGAAGAAGAGCAGAAAGCAGGAGGAUUUGUUCAAAGCCGACAAGAUUACUGAGCCCAAGGUGAAGAAGCUGGUGGGCAUGAAGGAGACAGCAAAACUGAAGCCCCUGAAGCCCGGGGGUGGAAAGACAUUCUCACCAUCGACCAGUCCGACCCCAGUAGCUUCAGCCCAAAAGGAGGAUUCACCGAUGAAAAUCUCCAAGUCCAGCACACCCAAGGGAAAAGGAGACAAGGAGUCAAGACUUUCAAUGAAUCUACCCGAGAAGAAGGAGGAGAAUGUUGAUAAAUUGCCUUCAGAGCAUGACAAGCAGAAGCUCAAUAUUUUUAAAAAGAUAUCGAAGCCUAGGGACGACAAGGGGGACGUUGUAGAUCAUCACAAGCACAAGGAUGAACUCAGGGAUAAUUCACUAGGGCUUGUCAUCGAUGAAGUUGGGGAUAAACAUCGUGAGAGCGAUGCCAGGAGGGAGGAGAAGAAGGUGCCUCACACACCAGAUGUUCAUGGACAUGGGGACAGUGAUAUAAUGGAUCUCAGGAGUCCCAAUACUGAUGUCUACAUGUUUGAUGAUAUGUCCCCACCAGGAACGCCCAGCACUCCCAAGACACCUGAGCUGAAUGUGCCUGGGCCUCCUGUGGAGACUAAGAAAAAGAGGAAAGAGAAAGGGAGUAAGAAAAAAGAUAACUCGAAGGGACCUGGGCCCAAAGAGAGCCCACAAAAGAGUAAAAUGGUGCAUGAUAUUAACGAGGAGGUCCUGGGGAGGCCGAAGACUCCAGAAGCACUGGAGACUUGUUUUCCAAAAGACAGGGCGAUACCACCGAGUUUUCCAUACUUUCCGUCGUUCCCGGCAGCACCUGGGCUCAUUCCCACUGGUCCACUUAUUCCACCAGGUCCUGGACUCAUACCACAUAGCCUGUCGCCAAUGUUCGCAAGAUUUCCACUACCAAUCGGACGAGGUAUGCCUCCUGCACAACCGAUUCUCCAGCACUUGCCCGUGCCACGACCACCAUUCUUACCAUCUACCAACAUGAAAAUUAUUCCACCGAGGUAUGAUGCCUUUCCUCCUGCAGGACCCAGCCAUCCACCGGUGCCGAUGAAGGUGGAGAAGGUGGAGAAAAUUGAGAAAAUUGAUAAGAAGCCGAAAAAACACAAAAUUGAUAAGAAGGAUAAGAUAAAGAAGAAAAAAGAUAAGAAAGACAAGCACAAGGAGAAAUUGGAGAAGAACAAAGAGAAGAAGGAGAAGCUGGAGAAAAUCAGGGAGAAGAAGGAGAAAAGGGAUAAACGAAAGGAGAAAGAGGAAAAGGAAAAGGAGAAAGAGAAGGAGAGCGAGAGUGUUCCUAAGCUGACCCUGAAGCUCGGUAAAUCCUCGCCAAGGCCCCCGACCCCUGACAAUCCAUCCAUGAAGAAGAUAACGAUUAAGCCGCUUCUGAAAAAGCCUGAAGACAUUGUCAAGAGAGAAUCUAGUCCAGAAUUAGCAAAAAUUUCGGCCUUAGUGACGAGACCUCCGAAGCCAAAAAUCCCAAAAAUAAAAGCAGAGAAGAAAGAAGAAUUUAAAGAACAUGGACCUGCAGUCCCACUUGAUCGUCCAGUUGCAACAAUCGUCGAUAACACAGGCCACCAAGUGUGGAUUUGCCCAGCCUGUGGCAAUCAGGAUGAUGGAACCCCCAUGAUUGGAUGUGACGAUUGUGAUGCCUGGUAUCACUGGGUUUGUGUGGGAAUGCAAGUGCCCCCAGCCGACGAGGACGACUGGUACUGUAGAAUAUGCAUAACGAAAAAGCAGGAACUUCACCACGACAAGAAGAAAAACAAGAGAAGGAAGAAAGUGAAAAUAUCUGUGUAAAUUUAAUUAUUAUAAAUACAUUUUUCACGACUAUAGGGUUGUUUUAUAGUAAUUUGUACAGCGAGUUUCGUCUGUCACUAGAAAAUGUACUGAAUUUUUUAUACGUAUCAUGCGGGACGUCGAGAUGUAAUUAUCAAAAAAUUAUUGAUUACUAGGGGAGGGUGGGGUAAAAUCGAAGGCCUUCAAUUGGAAGCUACCGCGUGAAAUCGAAUUACUCAAGUUAAUAACGAUCGAAUUGGUUCGAUUUCACCCGACUAUCCCCUAUAUUAUUGAAAAUGAAUGAAUUCAAAACGCCAUUUUGACGGACGUUAUUUAAUUAUUUUCAUCCAAAAUUUAAUAGAUCUUUUUCCGUCAAGAAAUUCAGUGAAUAGUUGUAGAAAAUUAGUUAAUCUAGCUCCAUUAUCUUUUUAUUUAUAUCUACACCGUGAACUCUGCUUCAAUCUAUUGUUAUUGUUUAUGUUAAAUAUGAAUUAAUAAUUGUUUAUACACGACAUUCAAUUACUGAGGGUAAUAAAAUGCUACCAGCAA